AUGCGCCUCUCCGCAGCCUUCGCAUUAUUCCCAGUACUGUAUCUCGCCAUUAGAGUUGGUCUGUGGCCCACCAUCCUAGCAAUCUGUCGUACUCCCUCUCUACUCUUCCAACCAAAUGAACUCUCCCGCAUCUUUAUGUCCCACGUUUGGAAGGUCUUCGGUAACGGUGACGACGGAAAAACAAGUGACACCAAACAAUCGCUCAUAACCCUACACGCAUACGGCAUCGUACUCGACCUUGGCGCAGGGCACGGCCAUACAAUCAACUACUUCGACCAUUCCCGCGUCACAAAAUACGUCGCUGUAGAGCCUAACAUCCACAUGCACGCCGAACUACGCCGCACAGCCUCUGCUGCCGGAUACACCGAAGACACAGGCACGCUCCUCAUCCUCCCCUGCGGCGCCGAAAACAUCUCCACAAUCCUCUCCUCCCUCCCCACACCUCACCCGCCUAUCGAUACCCUCAUCAGCAUCCUCACCAUGUGCUCCAUCCCCUCUCCCCAAUCCACCAUAUCAGGAUUAAUCACGGAAGUGGUGAAACCAGGGGGACAGGUGCUGUUCUUUGAACAUGUUCUCAGUGAUAGUCAGGAUGUUAUGUGGUGGCAGCGGUUUUGGACGCCGCUGUGGGGUGUCUUUUUUGGUGGGUGUUGUUUGGACCGGCCGACUCAUCGGUGGAUUGAGGAUGUUGGGGGGUGGGUGAGGGAAGAAGGAUGGAUGUGGGAGCAGGAUGGGGAGAUGGAGGAGAGUCUGCUUUGGCACCGAGCGGGGAGAUUUGUUAAGGCGGGUUAG
Messenger RNA from Suillus clintonianus, 789 nucleotides. RefSeq lists its product as uncharacterized. Lineage: Eukaryota; Fungi; Basidiomycota; Agaricomycetes; Boletales; Suillaceae. The transcript has 2 exons. The coding region runs from base 1 to 789 and encodes 262 amino acids. The record is from RefSeq and is a predicted model, not a curated record.